Molecule: messenger RNA, 588 nt
Organism: Rotaria sp. Silwood2
Lineage: Eukaryota; Metazoa; Rotifera; Eurotatoria; Philodinida; Philodinidae
Source: the annotation of a GenBank genome assembly
AUGCCAGAAGCAAUAGUACCAGGACCUAGUCUCAAUCCUUAUUCAACACUACCUCCAAUUGGUGGUACUAACGAUGGUGCUCGUAGUGAAGCUCGAGGUAGUCGUAGUGUACGUGGUGCUGAUGGUGCUGCUAAUGUACGUAGGGCUGAUGAUAAUGCUGGUGCUAAUAAUAAUAUACGUCAUGCUAUUGCUAAUGCUGGUGCUAAUGUUAAUGUAGGUAAUGCGGGUGCUAAUGUUAAUGUAGGUCAUGCUGGUGCUAAUGUUAAUGUAGGUAAUGCUGGUGCAAAUGUUACCGUAGAUGAUGCUGGUGGCAAUGCUGGUGUAUAUGAUGCCAAUGUUUGUGGUGUUUUUACUGAUGAUAGUGUUUGUGAUCGUCAACAAUCACAACAACAAAUAACUCAACAGCAAAUAAUCCUACUUCAGCAACAACAGGCUCAAGAAAUUGUCCUACUUCAACAACAACACGCUCAACAACAGGCUCAAGAAAUUGCCCUACUUCAACAACAACACGCUCAACAACUGGCUUCACUUCAACAACAACUCAAUCAAGCUGAAGAACUAGUCCCAAACCAACAACAAGAACAUUAA